Perca flavescens (yellow perch) is the source of this 3751-nucleotide messenger RNA. RefSeq names its product sodium- and chloride-dependent GABA transporter 2. The transcript has 15 exons. Gene Ontology annotation, molecular function: gamma-aminobutyric acid:sodium:chloride symporter activity. Gene Ontology annotation, cellular component: cell projection; plasma membrane. Gene Ontology annotation, biological process: sodium ion transmembrane transport; nitrogen compound transport; amino acid transport. Bases 261 to 2048 code for a protein of 595 amino acids. Lineage: Eukaryota; Metazoa; Chordata; Actinopteri; Perciformes; Percidae. The record is from RefSeq and is a predicted model, not a curated record.
UCCGCCUUAAGUUCUCAUUCAGAAAUACAUAACACCCCGGCCCCCUCCUCUCUCACUCUGUCCCUCUUGCCAGUUUUUUCUGUAAUUGUCGUACAAAAACAGCUCUCAUGGGCUCACGCGUGGUCAGAGCUGGGAAGAGUACUUUUCCUGGAGAGGCUUUUAUUUUCCCCAAAAGGCACCAGAUGAAUCUCAACUAGGGCUAAAUGGAAGCAUAACUCGCAACCACAGACUACAGACGUGGAGCAACCUCUCUCAGUGUGAUGGACAAGCCUUAUGGUCCAGAGGUCAAGUUCAAGCUGGAUAUGGACACAGUCCAUCCUGCACCCAGGACCCUGGCCAGAGGAGAGUGGUCAAGCAAAAUGGAGUUCCUCUUGGCUGUUGCUGGACAAAUCAUAGGCUUAGGAAAUGUGUGGAGGUUUCCCUACCUGUGCUACAAAAAUGGAGGAGGGGUGUUCUUCAUCCCUUAUGUCCUCUUCCUCUUUACCUGCGGCAUCCCCCUGUUUCUCCUGGAGACGUCUCUUGGCCAGUACACGAAACAGGGAAGUAUUACCUGCUGGAGGAAAAUUUGUCCACUUUUUGAAGGGAUGGGUUACGGCAGUCAGGUGGUUGUUUUAUACUCCAGCAUCUAUUACAUAAUCAUAUUGGCCUGGGCUUUCCUGUAUCUCUUCUGCUCUUUCAACACUGAACUUCCCUGGGCCAGUUGCAGAAACAGCUGGAACACAGAGACCUGUGUUGAGUUUGAUCAAAGGCCUGCUGAUUUGAACUGGACUGUAGCUGAAAAUGCAACCUCACCAGUGAGAGAGUUUUGGGAGAGAAGAGUUUUGAAUGUCACAGGAAGUAUCCAUGAGUUAGGCAGCAUACGAUGGGAGCUGGCUCUGUGUCUUCUGUUGUCCUGGAUCAUCUGUUACUUUUGUGUCUGGAAAGGAGUAAAGUCCACUGGGAAGGUAGUUUACUUUACUGCCACAUUUCCAUACCUGAUGCUGGCAGUGUUGCUUGUUCGUGGACUCACGUUGCCGGGGGCCAUAGAUGGGAUUAAGUUCUACCUCUACCCAGAUCCAUCCCGCCUGACUGAUCCACAGGUGUGGAUGGACGCUGGCACACAAAUAUUUUAUUCCUAUGCUAUUUGCAUUGGGUGUCUAACUGCACUUGGCAGUUAUAACAAGUACAACAACAAUUGUUACAAGGACUGUGUAUAUUUGUGCCUUCUGAACAGUGGGACCAGUUUUGUAGCUGGCUUUGCCAUCUUCUCUGCACUUGGAUUUAUGGCAUAUGAACAGAACACAGACAUAUCAAAAGUGGCAGAGUCGGGUCCUGGUUUGGCAUUUAUUGCCUAUCCUCGAGCAGUCGCCAUGAUGCCUUUUCCUCAGGUCUGGGCGAUAUUCUUUUUCAUUAUGAUCAUCCUACUGGGACUGGACAGUGAGUUUGUAGGUCUGGAAGCCAUGGUAACAGCAAUUGCUGACACAAAUCCUUCCUUCUUCCACGUCGGCCAUCGACGUAAACUUCUUCUACUUGCUAUCAGUGUUGUUAGCUUCUUCAUUGGCCUUGUGAUGGUUACAGAAGGUGGACUGUACAUCUUCCAGCUGUUUGACUACUAUGCCUGCAGUGGGAUGACUCUACUUCUCUUUGCAACACUGCAGUCUGGUUGUAUUGGAUGGAUAUACGGUGCAGACCGCUUUUAUGAUAACAUAGAGGACAUGAUUGGAUACAAGCCGUUAUCCCUGAUUAAGUAUUGUUUGAAAUAUGUCACUCCAGUGAUAUGCAUGGGUACGUUUGUUUUUUCCUUGAUCAAAUACACCCCUCUAAAGUUCAAUAACACAAUUGAGUAUCCAUGGUGGGGUUAUGCUCUUGGCUGGUGGUUCACUCUCUCCUCUACACUCAUGGUGCCUUUAUUUAUAAUGUACAAAGUGAGCACGACUCCAGGUACACUGCGACAGAGGAUCUCCAUCUUAUGUACUCCAGCUGAAGACCUGUCUUUGAACAAAUCUGAGAAAACAGGACUUGAACUGCUCAACGUGACCUCAUCUCCUGACAGCAUGGUGUCCGAGUGACCACAAGCAAACUGGAGCAUCUUCAGAGUUCCUGAACACCGUGAGGCAUAAGGAAAAGCCUGCCGUCAAUCCAGUACUCCUACUCCUUUUAAAGCAACGGUUCCCAAUCUUUUGGAUGUUUGACCUCUUAAAAAAAAGCAAUGUCUACUUGUUACCCCAGAUCACUGGUUGCAUAUAUACAGUAAUACCAGUUGUGACUAGUUCAACCAAAGACAAAUUUUAGUUUGAAUACUUUGGCCUGAAAUACAAAAACCUGAAAAUGAUCAAAUAACUCACAAAAAAGCAAAGAUUAAAAAAAAACGUUUGUGCAGCAGAAAUGUUUUUUCUGCUUUCCUCGCCUGUUAAUAAUAAUCUAGUGACCCCUCAGGUCCGGGUUGGGAAUCAUUGCACUAAAAGAAUGGCUUCACAUUAUUAUGAUUUCACUCCAAUAAGCACUUCCUAGUUUGAAUGUUGACUCAACAGACAUAUUUUCAGGAAUAUGGUAAAGAGAAUCCAAGCUUAAAGGUCCACUUAUUACAGGAAACAGUUGUUUUCUCCUUGGUUUCUGAGCCACAUUUUAUAGUCUUCAUUUAGCAAAUGCAGCUGUCUCAGCACUGACAACUAGCGAGUAGGGCUGCAACUAAUGAUUACUUUCAUUAUCAAUUGAUCUAUUGAUUUUUACUUGAUUUGUUUUUUUAAGAAAAUAGUGACAAAUGCAUAUUACAAUUUCCCUAAGCCAUGAGUUGAUCUCUUCAAAUGUUCUAAAGACAUUCAAUUUACAAUAAUAUAAACAGUAAAACCUCACAUUUCACCAGUUGUUGAUUAGUAAUCUGUUGAUCAAUUGAUUAAAUUGUUUCAGCUCUAUCAGCAAGUGCCCCUUAAAUUUUGUCGGUCAUGAAUGAACAGCCAUGCUCGAAUUCAAACUAAUAAUUUAAAUUGUUACUCAUGUGAAGAAAAAGUGGUGAGGAUAUGAGUGUUUUUUUUAAUUUGUUUGUUGUUUUAACCAGGUUGUAUAACUAUUUAAAGUAAAAAUGAUAAACACUUGCCAAAUAAGCCAUACAGAUUGAACACUUUAGUCACUUUUAAGUCACUGUGAAUGACAUGUACAUUUCAUUUCAAAAUGUCAAUAUAACUAAAUUAAGCAGUGAUAUGAAAAAGGAAAGGUUGUCCGGCAUUGCCUGCACCUUAGCCGCCUGCGCCACCAGCUCAACACUGAAGUGUUUCUGACCUGUACAAAGUACUGCUGCUAUCAAUUCAGCAUUUACAAGUUUGUGUUUGGUGUUAGAUAAAACGAAAUGCCAGUGGGUGGGAUUGUAAUGAUCGAAGCACCAAAUGCAAUAGAGAAACACUGAGCCAACUUGUUGGCUGUAACAUUCAGAAUCACAAAGAGUAUAUUUUUAACAAAGCUAUAUAGAUUAUAUUUUUACUGUAGUCUCAACUCUAAGCUUGUUUAAUUAUAUAGUUUUUAUACAGAAGGUGCAGAUUAAUAUUCAUAUCAUUUUGUAUUGUUUUUUGAAUCAUAUAUCAUUGAAAUUUCACCCAUGGCAACAGUCCUUUGUGUAACAUGUAAAUGCUGUAAUGUAAAAUUUUUCACAUUUAAGCAUCAAUCAAAAAUUGUCUGUCUGUUUCAAAAGCUAUCUGUUGCACACACUGUGUGAAUUCAGCCAUACAUUGAGUAUGUCACAUUUUAUACUACCUAUUGUUAACAGUAAAUGCAUAAUGAA